Haliaeetus leucocephalus (bald eagle) is the source of this 3012-nucleotide messenger RNA. It is a transcript of the gene PPP1R3B, whose product is annotated as protein phosphatase 1, regulatory subunit 3B. Gene Ontology annotation, cellular component: protein phosphatase type 1 complex. Gene Ontology annotation, biological process: regulation of glycogen biosynthetic process. Gene Ontology annotation, molecular function: glycogen binding; protein phosphatase 1 binding. Bases 32 to 937 code for a protein of 301 amino acids. Lineage: Eukaryota; Metazoa; Chordata; Aves; Accipitriformes; Accipitridae. The transcript has 2 exons. The record is from RefSeq and is a predicted model, not a curated record.
AGCCGAGGGGGGGGGUGUAGGGGCUGGCCUCAUGCACUGCACCAGAGUAUUAGACUAUUUUCCUCACAAACAAGCAAUGGCUGUGGAUGUAGCAAUGCAGCUAUACCUAUGUUCCUCACCCUUGCGGAGAGAGAAGUGUGCCUGCAAAAUUGCUCCAAAGCCAAGCAAGCCGUUGCGGCCGUGCAUCCAGCUGAGAAGCAAAACUACACUGAAUGGACCAGAAGAGGCAGCAAACUCCUUCACACACAACAAAGUGAAGAAGAGGGUGUCGUUUGCAGAUAGCAGAGGCUUUGCUUUGACGAUGGUGAAGGUGUUCUCAGAGUUUGAUGAUCCACUAGAUAUUCCUUUCAACAUCACUGAGCUGAUAGACAACAUUGUGGGCCUGACAACCGUGGAGAGGGACAGCUUUGUCCUGGAUUUUGUUCAGCCCUCUGUGGACUACCUGGACUUCAGAAACCGCCUCCAGGCAGACUGUGUCUGCCUUGAAAACUGUAUGCUAAAGGAGCGAUCUGUUGUGGGAACAGUGAAGGUGAGGAACCUCGCUUUUGAAAAGACUGUGAAGAUCAGGAUGACGUUUGACACCUGGAAAAACUUUGUAGAUUACCCAUGCCAGUAUGUCAAGGAUACGUAUGGAGGGUCAGAUUGGGACACAUUUUCCUUUGACAUCAGCUUGCCUGAGGGAAUUCAAUCCCAUGAAAGAGUAGAGUUUGCCAUCUCCUUUGAGUGCAAUGGGAAGGUGUACUGGGACAGCAACAAGGGCACAAAUUACAGGAUCAUACGGUCAGAACUGAAGUCUGCCCAAGAAGCUGUCCACCCCCCACAGGGCCCUGAGUUUGGCAGUGCCUUUGACCAGUUUGGGAGCCCUCGGUGCUCCUAUGGCCUCUUUCCUGAGUGGCCCAGCUAUUCGGGCUAUGAGAAGCUAGGGCCUUACUAUUGACUGAAGGACAAAGUCCUGAUUGACUAACUGUUGCUGGUGUGUCUGCAGGCCUGGAAGCUGGUCUGAACACGAGGUGUACGGAAAGGUGGAAGAAGUACGGAUCCCUGUAGCUCUGCAUAAGCCUCCUGGCAAAACCAGAUGUGCUCUGCUGGCAGUGGGCUUAUAGUCAGGGAAGCAUCUCUGGCAGGCGUAAAGGGCAGCCUUCCCUGCCUCAGCUCAGAUAACUGGCUCUCCAGAUGCUCAAAGGACCAGGAGCUGUUGCUCAUAUAUCUCUUAAGUGCUGCUACUCCUUCCUCUUCUAUAAAGCUGCUAGUCUCCAGGGAAACACUACCGUGCUUAUCUUGUCUGUCCAAGCUAUGUAGUGGUGGCUGGUUUGUAUUGCUUGCCUAGUGUUAAAAGGCUUUUUUCAAAAUAUGUUCUAGUAUUAUGUUUUUAGUGGGCUGUACUUCAGCUGCAGGGUUCUCCUUGCAAAGCUGGCCUGUGCCUGUCAGGUAGUAGAAUGGUCAGCUUGCGGGUAACAGAGCCCUCUCCUUGCAUGUGUCCUUGUAGUGUGAGGUCCUUCCUACUGGAGGCAGAAAGGGUGUAUUGGAAAUGAAAAUGCAACUGUGAUAACAGGAAAUGUGGCCCUACAGCUGGCCAUAUUAGGAGAUGUAUGUGCCUGUGGGAGAGGAUCUGAUAUGCUUAGUCACCAGUUGUUUUAUCAGCUGAUCUUGAAAAACUCUCAUUAUACCCUUGGUGUUACCAAAAAUAGAGAUUAGCUGUGUGGUGCUUGUAACACUGCUGUGGGUUGACAGCCUUGACUGCUGCCUUCAAAACCCUCCUGUUUCUUUUAUCACAAGUGAUUGAUGAUGCUUUUCCCCUGUGAUGGACAUAUGAAGUCAGCUGUUGGUCGUGCUGGGCACUGAAAAUGCAGUUCUUCCUCCUGUGGACUGUAAAACAGGGUUUUGUCCAGCUGGGGCCCACAGUCCUGUGCAGGAGGCUGUGCUCAGGUGUUGCAGGAGCUAAACACAAAUGGACCACAUGGCUACUCUAUGCUGUGUCCUGUUAUAAGAAAGUGACUGUUGUGUACCUACUGUGGUGGAAGUGCCUUGACUGAGAAAGGGGUGGUACAUGCAAUCCCAGCAAUGUGUUGGGAUAAACAGGCUUUGGAAAUGAUGUUGCUUUUAAAAAAGAUCUCCUAAUGGUUUGUUAUUCUGUGCCACGGACUGCUUGGCAGCUAGUGGCAUGGCACUGCUCACAUGUGAGGAUGCUGUGGCUAUACUGGAUUAAUAUCAACAUGCUGGGCUUCCCUAACUGUUGUAGCAGUAGCUGCCAUUCCGACUUGUAAAUGCCCAAACUUUGCAUCUCUGUGUCUGUAAGAAGUGGCUCACACCACCUGGGCAAAGAACUAACUGUGAGGAAUGUGAGAUGUGGGGUUAUCCUGACGCUGCCCCUGGAUGUGAAACAAAUCACGGAUGUGAGCCGUCCCUAUCUUCAAAGAGGGGGCUUGUCUUCUGGGCCUGUGCUGAGGUGAGGUGGCCAGCUUGUGCAGUGCCAAACAGCCUCACAAAGCUUCUUGUGUGCUAGUUGAGCAGAAUAACUUCAUCCUUCAGCUCAAAGGGAGAGUGCUGAAUAGUUUGUAGAAACAGAGGUCAAGGGAAUCUUUUUUUCUAGUGUAUAAGCUUUAUAUAGUUUUUUGGGUGCCUAUAAUAGCCUAUGGAUGGGCUGGAGAGAAGCAAUGGGCUAGACUACUUAACUUUUUAAACCUAGCUUUUAAUUCUGGAGACUACUGUAUAUAAUACUUACAAGCUGUUUUACCCUAACCUAGAUGAUCACUGUUGGAUGCCGAAAGGGACAAGAGCUAGCCUUCAACUGCUGCUUUUUCAAAACCCAACACCGAUGCAUGUCAUCACUAUGCUUGAUCACUUAGUUGAGGUGGUAAAUCUACUUGCUAGCCCAGAACUCAUCAGGCUUGGUUCCUCUGUUCAAACAGCUUCCCAAGCCAGCUCUUAUAACCUGCAUCUGGUAUCUCUUGAAGGGACUGUUGCCUAGCUUGGCUUGAACCUGGUUUUAAACUUAAAGCAAGUCUGAGUGAC